CAGCCCGUGGAGAUGAGACAGGAGAUCGAGGUCAGGGUUUAGAAGAAACGCGGGGCUGGUUCCCACUGGCGGUCCAGCUGUAAGCUGAGUAAACUCAGGAGGCCAUUUUUUUUUGUUCCCUUUCAUGAUCCACAAUGUUGUCUCAUGGAUAAUCAGACUUAAUUUUAAGGACUUUGGCCAAAAAUCACACCCUGCCCUCCCAACUUUCCUAUUUGUUCUGAGAAGUCAGAAAGAAGGCCUCUUGGAAGAGCUUAUCUGUCUCACCCACAGGAGCUGCCUUCGUCCCCUCCCACCCCUACAUCCUGACUCCAGGGGCCCUGGGAUGCAAGCCCUCACGCUACUCCUCUGGACAGGAGUCCUCCUCGGGCAUGGCAGCUGCCAGAACAACGCAGGCAGCCUGGAGGAGGGCUCCCCGGCCCCUGACACCACAGGGGUGCCAGUGGAGGAGGAGGAUCCCUUCUUCAAGGUCCCUGUGAACAAGCUGGCAGCUGCCAUCUCCAACUUUGGCUAUGACCUGUACCGUGUGAGAUCCAGCAUGAGCCCCACCACCAAUGUACUCCUGUCUCCACUCAGUGUGGCCACAGCAUUCUCUGCCCUUUCACUGGGAGCAGAACAGCGGACAGAAUCCAGCAUUCACCGGGCUCUCUACUACGACCUGAUUAGCAAUCCAGACAUCCAUGGCACCUACAAGGAGCUCCUUGCCUCAGUCACUGCCCCCCAGAAGAAUUUCAAGAGUGCUUCUCGGAUCAUCUUUGAGAGGAAACUGCGGAUAAAAUCCAGCUUUGUUGCACCCCUGGAAAAGUCAUAUGGGACAAGGCCCAGAAUCCUGACUGGCAACUCUCGUGUGGACCUUCAGGAGAUUAACAACUGGGUGCAAGCCCAGAUGAAGGGGAAAAUCGCCAGGUCCACACAGGAAAUACCCAGCGGAGUCAGCAUUCUCCUUCUGGGUGUGGCUCACUUUAAGGGGCAGUGGAUAACAAAGUUUGAUACUAGAAAGACCUCCCUUGAGGAUUUCCACCUGGAUGAGGAGAGGACCGUGAGAGUCCCCACGAUGUCAGACCCGAAGGCUGUCUUACGCUAUGGCUUGGAUUCGGAUCUCAGCUGCAAGAUUGCCCAGCUGCCCUUGACCGGGAGCAUGAGUAUCAUUUUUUUCCUGCCUCUCAAAGUGACCCAGAACUUGACCCUGAUAGAAGAGAGCCUCACCUCUGAGUUCAUUCACGACAUAGACCGAGAACUGAAGACUGUUCAAGCUGUCCUGACCAUCCCCAAACUGAAGCUGAGUUACGAAGAUGAAGUCACUAAGUCCGUGCAGGAGAUGAAGCUGCAAUCCUUGUUUGAUGCACCAGACUUUAGCAAGAUCACAGGCAAACCCAUCAAACUUACUCAAGUGGCACAUCGAGCUGGCUUCGAGUGGAAUGAGGAUGGGGCAGGUACCACCCCUAGCCCAGGGCUCCAGCCUGCUCACCUCACCUUCCCCCUGGACUAUCACCUUAACCAACCUUUCAUUUUUGUACUGAGAGACACGGACACAGGGGCCCUUCUCUUCACAGGCAAAAUUCUGGACCCCAGGGGCAAUUAAUGCCCCAGUUUAAUGCUCAAAUACUCCCUAGAAGAAGAAAAUCCUAGAGGGAUGCUGAUUAUACAUGAAGGCUAUUCCUAUAAUAUUUCAGUGUAUACUUUGCAAUAAAAGUGCCUUAUCCCUAA
Manis pentadactyla (Chinese pangolin) is the source of this 1704-nucleotide messenger RNA. It is a transcript of the gene SERPINF1, whose product is annotated as serpin family F member 1. The transcript is spliced from 9 exons. Gene Ontology annotation, molecular function: serine-type endopeptidase inhibitor activity. NCBI's taxonomy places the organism in Eukaryota, Metazoa, Chordata, Mammalia, Pholidota, Manidae. The coding region runs from base 125 to 1579 and encodes 484 amino acids. The record is from RefSeq and is a predicted model, not a curated record. Gene Ontology annotation, biological process: negative regulation of angiogenesis; positive regulation of neurogenesis; negative regulation of endopeptidase activity.